Neodiprion fabricii is the source of this 4633-nucleotide messenger RNA. Its product is annotated as zinc finger protein GLIS3-like. The transcript is spliced from 6 exons. Gene Ontology annotation, biological process: regulation of transcription by RNA polymerase II. NCBI's taxonomy places the organism in Eukaryota, Metazoa, Arthropoda, Insecta, Hymenoptera, Diprionidae. Gene Ontology annotation, cellular component: nucleus. Gene Ontology annotation, molecular function: DNA-binding transcription factor activity, RNA polymerase II-specific; RNA polymerase II cis-regulatory region sequence-specific DNA binding. The record is from RefSeq and is a predicted model, not a curated record. Bases 2218 to 4140 code for a protein of 640 amino acids.
CAACGGUUACGAUGUAAAAUGAGAAAGGCUUCGAAAAUACUCUCAGCUGUGGGUACUUUCAAGUAUCGAAGAAACACUUCCACAAAUUUUAACAUUCAUUCGCAAGUCAGACACAUCGAGACGUGAUUCAGCGUACAAUUGCCAUGAUAUCAGCUCCGCUUGUACGAUGCGUGGAUUUUACAAGUUGAGAAAUAAUGAAUAUUCAUCAACCAGUGAAACAACAAUGUCUGCAAACAUCGCCAAGCUGGAAAUAUGGAAAAAUUUACACAUAAGUCGAGUACCAACAUGCUUCGUCUCGUUGGAAGUUUCUUGCACGAUCCGAUCGCACACCUUAAGAUUACGUAGAACGAUUUAGCUGAGCCUCGGAUGACGUCUAGAGAUUGUUACAAACGUGAAAGGCAACGUGACCGUGCAACGAGAUGAAUUCAUGUCCGUGCCAAACAUACUUUAUACUCGUUUAAAACCCUGCUGAAAUUCAAUCCAGGUCUGUGCCGAGUUGAAACACAAUAUUCACACGUAAAAUAUCGCAUUCUCGCCGCGUGUAAAUGUUCGAAAAAUGUCUGAAACAGAGCUUCGAAAACUAACAAGUCUCUCUUAACUCGAUCGAGUUUUCUCCCUUUUUUCCUCCUUUCCGUAACUGAGCCCAUUUCGGUCUAGUCGGGUCGACACGGGGCCCGAACCAUGGGGCUGAAAUCGUCAGGAGUUUACAUUUUGCGGACCCGUCUACGUAACGUCGCGUCACGAAGGUUCGGGGGAGGUCCCGGUGAUUCUUGGCGAUGUAAAUCUCGCCUCCGUGAAGGAAUUAAGUUCACCGUGUUUCUUGACACCAUGCACACUCCGCCUACGAGGGAGAAAAGCUCCGGCUACCGAAACGAUCUUCCUCCACCGGUCGUGGCACAUGUAGACGUGUACGUAUAUUAUUUCAUUUCACAAGUCCGUUAACGCGGGGUGCGGUACGUCGUGCAGCCCGUCGACGAAUUUGACAGGGGGCAAAAAACCAAGCACAGUAUAUAUGGCACACGCUCGGUAUCCCAUCCCCUGGUGUAUUGGUGGCACAUUAACGAACGCGGUUUACCAUGUUUGUGAAUACCGCCGCAGAAAAAGCAACCGAACCGGGCGGAAUUUAUGCCGCUCGAAAUAAUCGCAUCAACGGUUAAUGUAAUUUAGGCAUGACGCAGCCCGCUAGUUGACGUUUUAAUCCGAACCCAAUUACGGAAACGAAAUGAUAGAGACGUGCCCCUUCGAUUUUAAUUCGAAACUCGGAUUUCCUUUCUUACGACACGCCUGAAUUACGAUACAUAGGCGACAUGGCGACUGAAGAACAAUCUCACGCAUGCUUCGUAUCCAUCCUUCGAAUCUAUAAUUCUCUAUCGCGCGUAUGUAAAUCCGACACGAAAGCGCAGGUGAAAGGGGGUUUCUUCCCUGACGGACGCGACGAAUCGUCGAAUCGGCAACUCGACCCGACGUUGAAGCAUAAAACAGGUUUGCCGAAGGCGUCCAUCACGAUCGUGUCUGGUUGGAAUUUGCGUCGAGGGUGCGGGCGCGACGGGAUAUGUCUUUGUAGGCUUAUUCCCCCGACCACGCGACACACGUUGGCAGCAUCCACCCAGAGGCGAGCCGCGGCGUGCAAGAAACUAAGAAACGUCGCUGCGCUCGAGGGGCGCGUAUUUAUAAUGCAUGCGUACAAUGCGAGUGACGAGAGGGCAGCGUUGCUAUCGUACACGAUGGACCGCAGCCAGCUCGGUACACUGACGCGUGUACGGCAGCUGGUGCACCGGUUUUUUGCCGCACGACUCUAACCCGCGGCUCGAGCCCGAACCUGCGCAUACGAAUCGGAGCAAAGGCGUUCCUCGACUCCCUUCGACUCGGCUUUCUCUCGCCUAAAAAGCUCCGCUCCUUGCUGCACCAGCCCAAGGUCCAAGGCUCGCACCCUUUCCAGUAGGUAUAUCUCGUGAAAUCCGUGAGCGCGCCCCGCGGGCUCAUAGUCGUCGGUUUUGUCCGGGAUGCAUGGGCUGGACUGGAUGCGAUUUGCUCUUUUUUUUGUAACGCAGGUUCGGACGAAGGAAGGAAGGUGAGAAUUGACUGAUCGGUAAGGUCCUGCAUCUUGAACGAGAGGGACGAGUGCGAGGCUUCGUGCAGUCCGGAAGGUGGCGAACGACACGUGCGUGCCAAGUGCAUCAUCUGCGGGGUGUCCGGCGAUUGAGCGUAUCUCGCGUGAUGCACCUGGAAAAGUACGCCAGUACCGGCGACGAGGAGCACCGUCAUCCCCUCGGCAACGCCGCUCAGGAAGACUUCCAACGAUCCAACGGCUCUCUCGCGAGCCAGACCUGCUGGGGUUCCUCCGUCAGCGAGGCCAGCAGCCUCUCCCCCCUUCUCCUGAGCCCUCGGGACCCCGGUGACUGGGAACAGUACGGCACCACCCUCCAGUACACCUGCUUUCCCUAUCCACCGAACUCCGCCGCUCCUCCGAGACCGGACAGCGCGGCCGCCGACGCGAUGCCGACCUGGUGCUGCCUCUACGGGGAGGCCGACGACGCCGCCGCCGCCGACGCGUCGUCUUCGUCUCGGCACAAGCUACCCUCGAUGGGAACCGCGUUCUCCAGGUCCUUUUACCCCCCGAACACCACCGCCGACUGCCCGACGAGCUUCGGUUCGCAACUUUACGGUAGCCAGCAGCAGAGCCUCGCCAAUGUCACGGACGAGUUCGACCUGAGCCUUAUUCGCGGCGACCCCACCUCCCUCUUCGCCGGAAACGGAUCGCCGCCCUGCCCGACUCCCUAUCUGGACGACCUCCAGGAGGAGCUGGAUCCCUUUGCCGGAUUUAACAACUCCUGUUACGCGGUUGGACACCUCGUGUCCUCACCACCGACACCCGCGUCUCAUGGAUCGACGACGUCGACGUCGCCUUACUACCGGAACAGGGGACAACUCAACGGAACUUCCGCCGCCUCCACCUGCCUCCUCGACGAACCGUUGAUCGAGAAUAGCAACCAAGUCGUCCUGCCGCAGGACGAGGGACUCCUUCUCGCUAACGACCGUGAGUCCAUGUUCACCUCGACGUCGCCCACGAUUCCGGAUACGAUCAAGUUGGAGGCUCCGACUGUCGGCUGUUCCGUAACAGAGGAUUCCUCAUUCGGGCCGACUUACCAGUGUCGGUGGAUGGACUGCGGAUGUGCUUUUCCGGAACAGGCGAGUUUGGUGCGGCACAUUGAAAGGCGGCACGUCGAGUCAUCGUCGUCGGGAGCUCACAGUCACAGUAAAAGAAUUCAACGGGAUUCAACGUCUGGCGAAACCGGCGCCAUGGUGCCAAACGCACCUCAGGACGAGUUCGCCUGUCUCUGGGAAGGAUGUCCGCGAGCCAGGCCCUUCAACGCGAGGUACAAGCUUCUCAUCCACAUGCGGGUGCAUAGCGGAGAAAAGCCCAACAAGUGUCCGUUCGCAGGCUGCAAAAAGGCGUUCUCGAGGCUGGAGAAUUUGAAAAUUCACCAAAGAUCGCACACCGGUGAAAGGCCCUACGCCUGCCAGCACAGAGGCUGCUCGAAGGCCUUUAGCAACAGCAGUGACCGCGCGAAACAUCAGAGAACGCAUUACGACACGAAACCGUAUGCGUGCCAGGUGAGCGGUUGCGGAAAGCGAUACACCGAUCCGUCCAGCCUUCGUAAACACGUCAAGAACCACGCGGAACCCGGUCCAGGGUCGUCGGGUCCCGGAAGCAGAGGAUCGAGCAACGGGAUGUCGUGCAAGGCCUCUUCGACGCGUCUAAACUCCGGUCCAGCAGCGCAACGGCUUCAGCAAAAGACGUCGUCGAUCGGGGUGGACGUCGCUGCAACGGGGACCACCUUCCGUCCACGGUUGGGAUCCGAUCUCGAUCUCGGGAUUCACUACGAGGACGAAGAGCUGCUCCUCUCGACCGUAUGCGGCGAGGAUCGCGUCCCAACCCCUUUGGACGAACGCCACGAGUACAUUCCCUUCGAGUCCGUGCGACGUUUUCUUAUCGGAGACGCAACCCACGUAGAGGUCACCGACGCCACGGUUUAUGCGGAAGGCGAUGUCUCUGACUUUCAAGAACUGGGAUCCGAUAUCGAGCAACAGUUUCUGGAGCUGAGUAAUUUGGACGAAUCGGUAUUUAUCGGAGGUUAAUCGAUUUUUUCCAUGAUAGGCGAGGCGAUGUAGGAUACAGCGUAUGUUAAUGUUAGGUAUGGGUAUGUAACGAUGACCAAAAAACAAAUGUGCCAAUAAUACAUUAUGAUCUCAAUGCUCAAACGAUCAAAUUAUAUAAAGUAAAUGUAUAUUAGAGUUUAAGAAUGUUGUGAGAAUUAUUUUAAAGCACACUGUAAGUGCGAUAUGUGGAUACUCGAUUGAAACGUGUUCUGUACAUUAUGCUGUAUCGCACAGUGGACCAAUAUUACGCGUGAUUUUACCAAAGUACUUCCCAUUAAAAGAAUAUAUUAGAACGAAUUUAUCUCGAGAAGAUUAAUUUUUAUACAUUCAUAUUUCACGUAAGAAAAACACGUGAGAAAAAAAAAAUUGUUUCUGUAUAUAUAGACGUGUAUGCCGAUAUACUAUUUUGUAUAUAUAAACUUGUACAUAAGAUAACGGAAAUUCUGUAAAUAUAUGAUAACUUUUUUUAUCA